UCAUAUAUGAAUCACUCUUAUCAAAAUGACUGCAUACUGUUCAUUCGGAGUUAUUAUUUCUUGUAAUUCAUGGAUUAUAUGAAUAUUCCUUAAAAAAAGAUCCUGCAGCUCAUCUUCAUAAAGUACGCAAACACGUCUUUUAUUACUUCACUCGUCUCGAAUCAUACAAUAUGCUUGCAUAGUUGACCUUUAUUUCUAAUGGCUUUAAUGAAUAUGUCAUGUUGCCUGUAUGCUGUUGUGCUAUAAUCUUUGGCUUACUAUCUAAAAUACUGAUAUUAUCCUCAUUAAUGUUGUCUAUAGAAACAUAUUCUGUUAAACAUGAAAUACACUCAGCACACAGUGCAUCAACCAUUUUGCCAUCAUCAGUAUCACGUACACGUAGAUCAGUAUCUGAUGUAUACACGGUGAAUUUUAUGCUUCCAGAUGAAUUGCCUCAAGAUCAUUUUAUAGGUAACAUUCCAAAACAGAUACCAAAUUUUCCAUUUCUUAAUAUCCUUAAUUCAUCAGUUAGCACGACUCUCGUAGAUUCAAGUGGAUUUUUAUUAAAAUUAUUUCGUGUAACAGACAACGGUGAAUUUUAUACACAAACAUUAAUUGAUCGAGACAAUCCAGAUCAAUUGUGUGGACCGUUAAAUUGUUGUCAUUUAAUUGUAUGCAAUUUAACCGUGGAUGUUUUAUUCUUUCAUCCUGGUUCUACGUCAAUCACAGUUCACAUAAAUUUACAAAUACAUGAUGCUAAUGAUAAUGCACCUUAUUUCCCUCAACAAACAUUUUCAUUAUGGAUACCAGAAGACAAUAAACUAAAAUAUUCUGAAGUAGAUAUUCAGCAUCUUGAAAGACCAACUUAUGGAUUACCAUUAGCUAUCGAUAUUGAUUCCUCUCCAAAUGGAGUUGUACAAUACAGAAUACAUGGGAGUAUUCCAGUGACUUCAACAUUCCAAAUUCAUAGUAAUUCAAGUGCAGAGAAAUUAGGUCUUUCUAUUAAACCAGGUGUUUUUCUUGACUAUGAUAAAUCUAACCAGAGAAUUUUUAAAUUAACUAUUGAAGCAAUUGAUGGAGGUCAUCCUGCACGUACUGGUCGAAUGCUUGUACUUGUACAUAUUACAGAUGUAAAUGACAAUAUACCUGUAUUUAAAAAAUCAAAAGACUCUAUAACAAUACCUGAAAACACAAUGUUUGAUGAACCUAUAUAUAAGGUACAGGCUACUGAUGACGAUUCAGAUGACAAUGGACUUAUUAAGUAUUCAUUUGCCCCAGCAAAUCCUACCACACCAUCUUCUGUUAUUGAGAAAUUUAAUUUUCAUUCCACGACUGGGGAAUUAUACCUUCGAGAUGUUUUGGACUAUGAAACAUUUCAAGAAAGGCAUAUAGAGCUGUUGUUUAUUGCUCACGAUACUGGAGAUCCACCACUUUCAGCUACAGCUCAGUUGACGAUUCAUGUGCGGGAUGUCAGCGAUAAUCCACCUCAGUUAAUUGUACAGUUGAAUAAUACUAUCAAAGAAAACAGUGAACCCGGUCAACUAGCUCUACGUCUUAUGAUUCGUGAUAAAGAUGAAGUAUCCCGUGAUAUGAUUCAGUGUCAUGCAGAUGUAGACCAGAAUGUUCCAUUAAGAAUGACUGUUUCUCCAGAGAAAACUAUGCUGACUGUGAUUACAACAGAUUCAAUAGAUUAUGAAGUAAAUCCAAGACUUCACUAUGCAAUUACUUGUUUAGAUGAAGCCGACCCGAAACAGUUAAGACAAUUCAAUUUAACUGUUUCAAUUGGUGACAUUAAUGAUAAUGCACCGAAAUUUAAAUCGUCUACAUUUGCACCGAAAAAUGGACAUUAUAAAAUUUUACUAAGUGAAGCAGAACCACUUAAUAAGCUGGUUCUGAUAGUAACAGCUGAAGAUGCAGAUAGUGGAGAUAAUGGACGGAUUAGUUAUAGCCUCAUGGAAAACGAUGCCAACUCAGAAAUGUCUUUCGCUAAUGCUGUUCAGUAUUUUAAAAUUGACAGUCAGACAGGUAGUGUGUUCUUGAUUAAACGAUUAGACUAUGAACAGAAUGAUUUACUACGUUUUAAAGUAUUAGCCCACGAUAAUCCCAAACCAUCUGAUGGUGAACGUAUGAGCGCUAUCGCCACAGUGAUUGUCCAGAUACUUGAUGUUAAUGACAAUGGACCAAAACUUAUCAGUUCUGAUACACUGAGUGUUGUUGAACACGCACCGAUUGGUACAGACUUAGGUUUAAUUAAAUUUACAGAUCCUGAUACCGGUUCAGGUGGUCAAAUUGCACACAUCAGCCUUCUCAAAGGAUUACCAUUGGAAAAAGCAAAUGACAAAUCAUCAUUACAAAAUAAAUGUAACCAAAACGAUGAAAGUCAUAUGUAUUUUAAAUUAUCAGAGAAUGGACAUUUAAUAACGCUGCAAUCGAUUGAUAGAGAAGAAUGUCCAACAAUAGUUUUGUACAUCCUUGCUAUUGAUCGAGGUCUACCGAAUCCAAUGACGAGUACAUCGACACUAACUAUUCACGUGGUCGAUAUCAAUGAUAAUAGUCCAGUUAUCGUAAAACCAAUACUAGGUCAGACAAUAAUAUACCAACCGAUUAAAUUACAGAACUGGGAUACAAUAUCGUUUUAUCAAGUUGAUACUAAACAGGAUAAAAUAAUAAAUCGUAAACCCCUGAAUAAUACAUAUUUGAAACAAAAUGUAAAUGAUAAAAUGCUAAGGAAAUACAUUUAUUCAAGAAUAGCUUUUCAUAUCCAAGCAACUGAUUUAGAUAUCGGUGAAAAUGGCCGUAUUACUUAUACUCAAAACAACAGUUGCAAUGGUUCAAAAUAUUUUCAUUUAGAUGAAAAUACUGGAGAGUUUCGUGCAAGAUUUAUUGAUUAUCAAAAGCUGUCAAAUCCUGAAUCGAUUGAAUCAGACUCUAGACGUGGAAUUUAUCUUCUCUGUGUCCAAUUAACAGAUAAUGGUAAACCACCGCUUCAAACAACAGCAUGGUUUUUUGUUAAAGUAACUGAUCCAGUUAUACCGCCUACUGUACAUAAUAUAUGGCCAGCUGAUUCAGCUAAUGACAAUGACUUCUCACAAAAGAUGUUGUUUUCAAAUUUCUACAAUUCUACACACAAUCAAUGGUCAUCUGAUAUGCUGGACACGUUGAAUUCUGGUUCAGUACGCCUACCGACUGAUAUCAAUAUCAGUAACAUGGUGAUUUCGCUACUGUUAGCAAUUUUUGCUAUUACAAUUAUUUGUACGCUAACUGCAUCAAUAUUAUGGGCACGAUCUAAGCGAAGAUCUAAGCGUUUAAAUCAAAGAAAGGAUAAGCUUGAAUGUGAGGAUAAAAAUCAUAUUAAUAUGCAAGAUUCUAAUGAUCAUCAUUCACACGAGUGUGGAUUACUUGAUACAAAUAUAAAACUAACCUGUGAUAGUAAGAAGACAAAGCUCACCCCAGAGCGUAACAAACGCAACAGUAAGCGAUUCAAACAUCACACUAAUAAAAAUAGUAUAAAUGAUCAUAAUAAUGACAAAAAUACUUAUUAUGGUAGCUCUAGUAGUAGUAUGUAUAGUAAUAAAAAUUGUAACAGUAUUAAGUGUAACUUUAACCAUAAUAACCUUGUGGGAAAUUUAACCACCGAUUUACAUACUGUAAAUAGUCCAAAUAUCAGUUGUAACACUUCGCAUAGAAGUACUGAAACGAAUGUAAAUAUUGACAAAUCACCUAGACUUUAUACAUCACUUAGACAGAAGUCUACAACACAUGAGAGAACUACACCUAUGAAACACUUUUCAAGAACUUUAUUUCCUCGAAAUAAACCAACCACGAGUAGUGUAGAUAAUAAUUAUGUUGCAUUAAACAAGCUUUCCAAUCCUGUAUUACCAAGUGAACAACACUAUCAACAUCACCAGCAACAACAACAGCAACAAUAUUUAUUACAAGAGCAUAAACGGAUAAGAGAAGAAGAUAAAGGACCUACUGAAUCAGAAUCCUCUUAUCUGCUACCCUGUGAUCUCAUAUCAGUUUGUAGCAAACAUAAUCAUAAUGAUAGUAAUACAGGCAUUUAUAACAGUAACACCGGUGCUAAUUUAGCUAACAGUCCAUUAGAUAUUACACAGCCAUCAAGUACACAAAUACAAUACUUAGAACACAAUAUCAAUCAUCCUCUUCCUUAUCGACAGCAAUCACAUUCACAACAACAGUGUGCAACACAUUUGUUAACUAUUGAUCCUACUACAUCAAUGUGCUUAACAAAACCAAAAAAUUUGGAAUAUUCAACUCAUCCAUUAUCAGAAGGCUUAAUAACAUGCUGUUCAACUAUUCCGAUUGUUAGUACAUUAUCCAGAGGAUGUCCAACUCAUGGUCCACACUUAAUUCUUCAUCACAGUGAAAACAGUGAGUUUACAACACCGACUCGUAUAUUUGCUGUCAGUUCAGUAUUAGAAUCAUUUAAAGAUCUGACGACAACAGUAACAACAACAACAAUGACAACAGCAAAUACGUCUCCAAAUUUGCUUACAAAAUUACCAGGGAGUCAAUUACCAACCACUUAUGAAUUAAGAUUAGAACCAAUUGCUUCAUCCGAUGUUACCCUACCUGUAAGAACAGAUCAUAAAGGAGGAUUAGGAGAUGAUGACGGUGAUGAUGGAGGCGAUGGCGAUGGUGGCGGCGGCUGCAGUGAGAAUAAUGAACAGUUUAAGAAUACAAAAACCAUUUCAUGGAUUCCUGUUUCAAUACUCACUGAUAACAUUACUACACCUAUCCAGCAGUCAGAUUAUAAUAUGUAAUGGAAGUAAUUUUUUAAAAAUAUUUAAACCCAGUGAUAAAUUCUAAAAAUUGUAUAAAUUUAUGUAUUUUCUUUUUGGUUA
Trichobilharzia szidati is the source of this 4844-nucleotide messenger RNA. Lineage: Eukaryota; Metazoa; Platyhelminthes; Trematoda; Strigeidida; Schistosomatidae. The record is from the annotation of a GenBank genome assembly.